AUGUCUGAACCAAAUAAUCCGUUUGUGGGUCUGCUGGGAGUAACAGAAGCUAAGUCAACAGAGGGGUCUAAUUUUGAUCCGACCCAAGCAUCAAUAGACAUACAGAAUGUACAAGGUGACGAACAGCUUCUUGUAAUUAACAAUAUAAUUGAGAAUGUUUUCUUUUUCACUGUCAACCCUAAUGCUGCGGAUAAAAGUCCUGAAAGGCAAUUGGUAUAUCUCGAAGAACUUGCCCAGGCUAUGAACCCAAGAAUACAUAUUGAUCUAGAAGCUCUAGAGCAAGCCCUUUUUGAAAGGCUAUUACUACAAGACAUAGAGCAGCAAGUCAUACCAAAAGGAAGUACAGUAUUCAAAGAGCAUGUUAUCCAGAGACAAGUAUUUCCAUAUUUAUUUAGCUCGAUGGAAAACAUCAACAGUUACAGCCAUAUUAACACACCGUAUGUCCAAGAUGCUUUAAACAGGAUGAAGGAAUUGAUAUUCCGGAAUGCUGUCACAGCAUUAAAGCAGCCUGCGCUUUUUGAGGGUCAGGAUUUUGCCGAGCAACUUGUAGAAAUAUUACGACAGAUUGUUCAACAGAGUCCUACAUUUUUCUUGGACUUAGUGAAAUCAUUUGUAGCUGAAGGAGAUCAUGAAUGUAAAAAACAGCUGAAAGAUACUAUGAUUCCAGUAUUAAGGAAAAUUUACAUAGAUAUCAAUAAAUCUAAUUUGAUUAACCUGCCUAUUUAUGUUCUACCAUCUGUACAACUAUUUGCAAGCGAUCCAAAUUUAGCUCCAAUAUUAAUGGAUGCUUGUGAGCCAAAAAAUGAAAUGAGUGGAAGGUUCUUCCAAGAUAAUAUUAUGGGAGGUCUACUAGCAUUAUCAGUUCUACCUCGCUCCAAUAAUGGCUUGCCAGAUUAUUUUGACAACCCUAUGGACCAGGCUGCAACAUCACUAAUUGAAUCAUCACUAUGGAAUGCAACAUCACAUUUAACUAAUUAUAUGCAUAAAAUAUUUUUGAGCUUACUAAAAGGUGGGCCGGAAUUGAAGAAUCGGUUAUUGACAUGGAUUGGAAAAUGUUUAAAAUUUAAUUCUGCUAGAGGAAAGCUUUGGAAUGUUCAGACAAGUGACAUAGGCAUGACAAAUUGUGUCUCCGAUGGCUUCAUGCUUAAUCUCGGUGCUGUGUUACUACAUCUGUGUCAACCGUUCUGCAACACAGCUGAUGAUCCAAAGGCACUUAAGAUUGAUCCAACAUAUGGUGCUGUGUCUCCAGAGGAGGCUCCUUCCAAGUCUGUGCACCUCAGUCUUCACAGUGAGACCUGCCUACUACCAGCUCGUGAAGCCGACGAUGGAACGCCUAUCAAACGCCCAACGGCUGAAACAUACAACUUCGUCACCGAAUGCUUCUUCAUGACCCAGAAGUGUAUCGAUUUAGGUGUCCGUGUGUGUGCUGAGAAGAUGUGGCGUAUAGGUCAGGAGGUGGGUCGAGCUCAGCGCGCGCUGUCUGAUGCUGGACCAGCCAGGAUAAUGGAACCGAUGAGACAGAGAGCUACAUUCCUUAUGACGAAAUUUGUCACAUUCCGCUGUGGUCUUCUUGAGAAGAAGAUGCUGGCCAACCUCCACCGUCUGCAGGCUACCACCUGCACGUGGCUGGUGCAAGUAGCUGCACGUGCUACCACCGUCGGGAAUUACGCACCAAACACUAUGAUGCAAAUAGACAUGCCAAUUACUACCCCACCGCCUGAUACAUUGAGAUGCAUUCCAGAGUUUGUAUUGGAGAAUGUUGUUGUAUUGAUAACAAUGUCCCGUCGUACUGUGGGCGCUAUCAGCGACGAGGCGGACAUGGCCGGGUUAUUACAACCCGCCCUCACACUUGUAUUGACAUUCAUGGGUGAUUCUACACGGACAUACAACCCGCAUUUGAGGGCACGUUUGGCUGAAUGUCUGGAAGCAAUGUUGCCGAACCAUCCUGAUGAUCAACAGCCACUUAGUAACAUCGCCUCCUUCUACAGAGAGCAAUUGUUCAAAGAACAUCCACACAGACUUCAGCUGGUAACUUGUCUUCUGGACGUGUUCGUCGGUAUUGAGAUGACCGGCCAGAGCGUUCAGUUUGAACAGAAGUUUAACUACCGCCGGCCGAUGUACCUGGUCAUGGACUUCCUGUGGGGUAUAGAGGAGCAUAGAGACGCCUUCACACGACUCGCAAGAGAAGCUGAGGCGAACAUGGAAGCUGUUCAUCCACCGAUAUUCCUUCGUUUCGUUAAUCUAUUAAUGAACGAUGCUAUCUUCCUUUUGGACGAGGCUCUUGGAAAUAUGGCCCAGUUAAGAAACAUGCAAACGGCACAGGAAGCAGGCAGGUGGAUGAACCUGACAAGUGCUGAACGUGAACAGAACUUAGCCAAUAUGUCCCACACUGGUAUGCUAGCGAGGUUCGACAACAUACUUGGGCGUGACACUGUACGCACGCUCGUCAAACUAACAUCACACGCCCCAUACGUGUUCUGUCAUCCGACUCUGGUUGAACGCAUCGCAUCUAUGCUGAACUAUUUCCUAUUACAUCUAGUUGGACCGAAUAAGAAGAACUUUAAGGUUAAAGACAUGAAGGACUACGAAUUUGAACCUGCGAACACAGUACUGGACAUAUGUCGUAUGUACGUGCAACUCGGGAGUAAUGAGAGAUUCUGUGCCGCCGUGUCAGAUGAUGGAAGAUCAUACUCGCCUCAGCUGUUCAAAUUAGCUGAAGAUGUUCUAGUUCGCAUCGGUGGUGGAGGUCUCAUAACAUCUCUCCAAGAAGUGGCAGCCCGUGUGAGCACAUUAGCUGAACAACGUCAACGCGAUGAAGAGAUCCUAGCCAAUGCUCCCGAGGAAUUCCUGGAUCCCAUAAUGAGCACCAUAAUGAGGGAUCCCGUCAUCCUGCCAAGCUCAAGGACGACAGUCGAUAGAACGACCAUUGCCAGGCAUCUCCUAAGUGAUCAAUCAGACCCAUUCAAUCGUUCACCGCUGUCUAUGGAUCAAGUGAAAUCAAACACAGAACUAAAGGAGCGUAUAGAAGCUUGGAUUGCAGAACAGAAACAAAAUAUCACUAAACCUGAUACUGCUACAUAA
Danaus chrysippus (African queen) is the source of this 3081-nucleotide messenger RNA. NCBI's taxonomy places the organism in Eukaryota, Metazoa, Arthropoda, Insecta, Lepidoptera, Nymphalidae. The record is from the annotation of a GenBank genome assembly.